Messenger RNA from Pelobates cultripes (western spadefoot toad), 481 nucleotides. The record is from the annotation of a GenBank genome assembly. NCBI's taxonomy places the organism in Eukaryota, Metazoa, Chordata, Amphibia, Anura, Pelobatidae.
AUGGUGGAUCCGACAAGUGCCGACUACUCACUCGACAAACAUGAUAUUCUCACACGACUUAACCUCCAUUUCGAAACAUUCUGGAGGAAGCUGGAGCGUAAGCUGAAUCAAACCACCCUGCUCCCCCGAAGCGACCGCAACCCAGCGACCCACCUCAAACGGCCCGGUGGUUGAGGCAUCACCCAGCACCGAAGACCAUCCGAGCAGGGCACCAACGCAAACAUGCCUGCCCAACCCGUUGAUGCCGCACCACACAGCGUUCCGGCAGAGACUUACCCCAAGUACCCAGAUCACUCGGGCAGAAGGGCCACAGAUCACAGCGUCACCCGGAGAAAGAAAGAAGCAGGGUGCAGCCAAUCGGCACCAACCACAUCUGUGGGAUCACCGCAUCACACAGAGCCCCUACAUGCCGACAACCAAUGGAGCUCACAGGGCUACAUGGACUCCCCAAGCCUCAACUCGCAUCUACACCCUGGGCUAG